Messenger RNA from Alternaria alternata, 2010 nucleotides. Its product is annotated as amidase. Lineage: Eukaryota; Fungi; Ascomycota; Dothideomycetes; Pleosporales; Pleosporaceae. Gene Ontology annotation, molecular function: hydrolase activity, acting on carbon-nitrogen (but not peptide) bonds, in linear amidines. The transcript is spliced from 2 exons. Bases 221 to 1513 code for a protein of 430 amino acids. The record is from RefSeq and is a predicted model, not a curated record.
CGUCUUCACCCGUCUCUUAUCAACUCUGACGCCUAUCCGCGGUACAAAUGCGCUUAAGAAGGGUACGGUAUUCUGUAAAGUAAUACUCGUUAGUCAUACGUGAUGGAGACGCGUUUCUAGAAGCCGACGCGUCGGAACAACCGUACCUGAUGACUUCACGCCACUACGGGCAACCCGCAACACCAGCCUACAACAUACCAUUACUUUUGAACAGGCCAAUAUGACUGUCAGAAACCCGAAAAUAAACAGCGACAGGCUGAACAGCACAUUGCAAGAAACAUGCAUGGCAUAUGGCGCCCUCGCAGCUCCAUCAACAGGCAUGUGCCGCCUGACUUUAACCUCGUCGGACAAAGCUGCGCGAGACUGGUUGGUCAGUGAAUGCAAGAGUUUGGGAUGCGAGGUCAAAAUCGACCAAAUGGGAAACAUCUUCGCCAUACGCCCAGGUACCGCUAAAGACAAAGCGCCAAUCGGCAUGGGUAGUCACAUGGAUACCCAACCUGCAGGUGGACGAUAUGAUGGCAUACUAGGCGUUCAGUCCGCCCUAGAAGUCCUCCGCACACUGGACGAGAACAACAUCCAAACCCAUUGUCCCUUUGCGCUGAUAAACUGGACAAACGAAGAAGGCGCACGUUUCCCUGGUGCAAUGAUGGCUUCAGGUGUCUGGAGCACACAUAGCAGCACGGAUCUGGAAGCCUGCCAUGCCCUCCACGAUACUAGCGGUAUAUCCAUGGAAACAGCUUUACGCGACACGGGAUACUUGGGCCCCAUUCCUUGCGAUUACCGCGAGAAUAGACUGUCCGCUCAUUUCGAACUUCACAUCGAGCAGGGCCCUAUUCUAGAGAAGGAAGGGAAGAGUGUAGGUGUCGUGACGAGCGUACAGGGUAUGAAAUGGUAUGCCAUUAGAGUGACAGGGCGAGAAGGCCAUUCGGGUACGACGCCCAUGCCAGGUAGGGCAGAUGCCUUGGUCACAGCUUCACGGCUUAUAACAGCUGUACGUGACACUGCACUCGACAGCCGACUGGGCGUUGCUACUGUGGGUGUUAUCAGCAGUGAUACGAGUUCUCAAGCGACUAUACCCGCUGGGGUGGGGUUCGUGAUAGAUGUUAGAUGCGAUACUGAUGCCCUCGUUACCCAACUCUCCGACAAAAUCUUACGGGCUUUUGAUCAGGUCGUUGCGGAAGAAGAUAAUGGGACCAAGUACCUUGUGGAACGCACGUGGGGCUUACCAGAGUCAAAGUUUCAUUCGGACUGUAUCGAGGCGGUGAGGAAGGCAGCAGUGGGGCAAGUUGGUCAAGAGCAGGUCAUGGAGAUGAAGAGCAGGGCGGGACAUGACAGCGCAUGGACGAGUAGGGUCUGUCCAACGAGUAUGAUCUUCGUACCGAGUCGAGAGGGAAUAAGUCAUAACCCAGAAGAAUAUACGAGUCCAGAGCAUUGCGCACUGGGGGCGCAGGUUUUGCUUGAUGCGGCGCUGGAGUAUGAUGACAUGAUUAAGAGUGGGGACGUUGGAGUUUAGAUCACUCAGAUGGGUAGGAGAAUUAUGCUGAUAUGCUCGUGAAGUUGGAAUAUGAAGGAGCUGCUGGGGACACUGCUGGUGGUGCCUGUGAUGAGAGAGAGAGGGCCUGGAUUGAUUCUUCCACUACUGGGUAUCAACCGAUAAGGCAGAUCUGGGUCUUCUUGAGGGCAUAAUUCGUCAUACUACUUCAAAGACCAAUACAUGAAACAGGGCUGAGAAGCAGACAACGCACAGAUCAUCGCCAGAGAUUUUUCUUGUUACGAACACUCGUCACACUGGGUCGAGGUUACAGAAGAGACAAAGUUUGGUAAAUCGCGUUUUCCGCUGUCAUGGUUGUGAUAUACAAAAAGAGUUUAUACAAGGGUUAACUCCAUCCAGCCUAUCCUGUAAGCCUGAUACAUGCGGGUAUAUAUAUGAGAUUCCAAAAAAGAAAAAACUCUCCAACACCAAACACGCUCUUUUUUCGGCAAAUGAGAGAACAAUCGAAGCAGAGGUAA